This is a messenger RNA of Phragmites australis (common reed), 546 nucleotides long. RefSeq names its product pectinesterase inhibitor 28-like. Gene Ontology annotation, molecular function: enzyme inhibitor activity. The coding region runs from base 1 to 546 and encodes 181 amino acids. Lineage: Eukaryota; Viridiplantae; Streptophyta; Magnoliopsida; Poales; Poaceae. The record is from RefSeq and is a predicted model, not a curated record. The transcript has a single exon.
AUGGCCUCUCUCCAAGCUCUCUCCAGCUGUGUACUCCUCCUGCUCGUCCUAGACGCGUGCAUGGCCUCCAGCAUGCUGCAGGACAAGUGCGAGAGUUUCGCCGCCGGCGACCGGAGCAGCUACGACUACUGCGUCAGGACGUUGCAGCGCGACAGGGCCAGCGCCACCGCCGACGAGCGCGGCCUGGCUGCCAUCGCCGCGAGGAUCGCCAGGGCGACGGCCAAGGCCACGGGCUCCAAGAUCGCCGCGCGGCAGGGCUACGAGACGGUCCCGGCGCGGCGUGACUGCCUGGCUGCGUGCGCCUUGGAGUACGCCGCCGCCGUGCGCCGGCUCGGGCGCGCCGCGAGGGACGCCGCACGGGGCAGGGACUUGCAGCGGGUGCAGACGCUGCUCGCGGAGGUGACGGGAGCGCCCGCGCGGUGCGACGGCGCGUUCAAGGCCGCUGGCCAGUUCUCGCCGCUGGCCGGCGCGGACCUCGGGCUAGACGACGAGGUCGAGUUGGCGAUCGCCCUCUUGUCGACGCCGCCGUCGCCAACCAGGGCGUGA